GUGCGGCGCGUCAGCGGCGAGUCGGCGGGCCAGCUCUGCGUGGCGAAGAAGGUGCCGACGGACACCCUGAACCAGCGGGACCGCGAGGCCGCGCACCGCGAGUGCGCGCUGCUCCGGACGCUCGAGCACCCGCACAUCGUCAACUUCGUCGAGUCCUGGGAGAGCGAGCGCGACGACGGCCAGUCGCGGACCAUGCACCUCAUCAUGGAGUGGUGCGAGCAGGGCGAUUUGGCCUACCACAUCAACGAGAAGAAGGCCGCCGGCGAGCGCUUCGCCGCGGCGCACGUCUGGCGGUGGUUUCACGAGAUGGCGUCCGCGCUCGAGUACAUGCACCGGCGGCGCGUGCUCCACCGCGACCUCAAGUCGACGAACGUCUUCGUGGACGGCAAGUUCCACGUCAAGCUCGGCGACCUGGGCAUCGCCAAGAUCCUCGAGUCGACGCUCGCGCACGCGUCGACGGUCGUCGGCACGCCCAACUACCUGAGCCCCGAGCUCUGCGAGAACAAGCCCUACUCCUAUUCCUCGGACGUCUGGGCCCUGGGCUGCGUGCUCUACGAGCUCUGCGCGCUGAAGCGGCCCUUCGACGCGUCGAACCUGUUCGGCAUCGUCUACUCCGUCGUCAAGGGCGACGUCGACCUCGACGCGGUGUCGCCGGACGCCUCGGACCCGCUGCGCAAGCUCGUGACGCGGUUGCUGACCAAGGACGCGGACGUGCGGCCGACGGUGACGGCGAUCCUGGCGGAC
Molecule: messenger RNA, 744 nt
Organism: Aureococcus anophagefferens
Lineage: Eukaryota; Pelagophyceae; Pelagomonadales; Pelagomonadaceae
Exons: 1
Biological process (GO): protein phosphorylation
Molecular function (GO): protein kinase activity; ATP binding
Source: RefSeq, a predicted model, not a curated record